AUGCAGCCAGAGGCUCUGGCUCCGGCCAUGAACGGCGAAGGGACAGACCGGCCAAGAUGGAAGUAUAUGGACCGCAUUCUCUCGCGGCCAGGCGGCUACACAGACGAAGACUACGACCCCGAUACACCAGCGAACAACAUCGAAGCAGCGAAGAUAUUGGUCAUAGGUGCUGGAGGGCUGGGAUGUGAGAUACUCAAGAACUUCGCAUUGUCAGGCUUCAAGAACAUCGACGUGAUUGACAUGGAUACCAUCGACGUCUCCAACCUGAACCGGCAGUUCCUCUUCCGCCAGAAAGACGUGGGAAAGUCAAAAGCAAGCGUCGCAGCAGAGUUCGUGAUGAAGAGAGUGCCCGGCUGCAAGAUCAACGCCCACAUCUGCAAGAUCCAAGAUAUGGACGAAGAUUACUACAUGCAGUUCACCAUCGUCGUCUGCGGGCUCGACUCCAUCGAAGCCCGGCGCUGGAUGAACGCCACCCUCGUCGGCAUGGUCGACAUGGAGAACCCAGACAGCCUCAAACCGCUCAUCGACGGUGGCACCGAAGGCUUUAAAGGCCAAUCGCGCGUCAUCUUCCCGACAAUGACCUCCUGCAUCGAAUGCCAGCUCGACAUGCACGCCCCACGCGCCGCCGUACCCCUGUGCACUCUCGCCACCAUCCCCCGCCAACCUCAACACUGCAUCGAGUGGGCGCACAUUAUCAAAUGGGAUGAAGAGCGCAAAGACAUCCAGCUCGACACCGACGACCCGGAACACAUCACCUGGCUCUACCAGACCGCCCUCGCGCGCGCACAGGAAUUUGGAAUCGCCGGCGUAACGUACAGCAUGACGCAGGGCGUAGUGAAGAACAUCAUCCCCGCCAUCGCAUCCACCAACGCCAUCAUAGCCGCCUCAUGCUGCAACGAAGCGUUCAAGAUCGUGACCUCCAGCGCGCCAUUCUUGGGAAACCCAGAGCAGAACAACUACAUGCUCUACACCGGCGACAGCGGCGUCUAUACCUACACCUUCGAGCACCAGAAGAAAGACGACUGUCCCGUGUGCGGGAACCUGCCCAAAGACCUGCCGGUCAAUCCGCAGUCGACGCUGGGCGAGCUGGUGGAGAGUUUCGCGGAGCGGCCGGAGAGUCAGCUGAAGAAGCCGAAUAUGCGGACGGAGGAGAAGACGCUGUUCUACUCUGCGCCGGAGUCGUUGCGGCAGCAGACGGAAGGGAAUCUGAAGCGGAAGCUGGGCGAGAUGCUGGUGGAUGGGGAGGAGGUGGCUGUCAGCGACCCGGCGUUUACGAUUGAUUUCAGGUACAAGAUCAGGUUCUCGUAG
This is a messenger RNA of Saxophila tyrrhenica, 1308 nucleotides long. RefSeq names its product NEDD8 activating enzyme (gene uba3). The transcript has a single exon. Gene Ontology annotation, biological process: protein neddylation. Bases 1 to 1308 code for a protein of 435 amino acids. The record is from RefSeq and is a predicted model, not a curated record. Gene Ontology annotation, cellular component: nucleus; cytoplasm. Gene Ontology annotation, molecular function: NEDD8 activating enzyme activity. NCBI's taxonomy places the organism in Eukaryota, Fungi, Ascomycota, Dothideomycetes, Mycosphaerellales, Extremaceae.